AUGAAGGUCAUUGAGAAGGACAGCGAUAGGAAGGCCCGGGUCAACAUUUACACCGAGGGCGAAGUUUCGGCGCUGAAAGAGUAUGGUGAAUAUAUCGAUCGAACAGACAAAGCGAUAUGUUGCUAUAUACCACUUGAUGAGGGCCAUAAGCCUCGCAUCGGAGGCCGGUUCUGGGGCACGACUCUCGCUGUGGCCUACGAUACUAUUGUGGAUGGAGUACUCCGCAAGGCCAGUUCGUAUGCGGCCAAGGCGGUAAGCCAUCAGCACAACAAGAAGAUCGACACAGAGAGGUUUCUAUACAAGACUACAAAAGGAAUCAUCGAUACCGACAUCACGGUGGCUCCAAUUGUGGGUGUUACCACGAUACAAGGCGAUGCGCCUGAGACUAUCGGGACCAUUGAACUACGUCUUUACGUUACCCGACAACUGGGAGUUUCGCAUGAUAUUGGUGAAGUAAAGAAGUACUACAGCGUUGGAGGCAACACCGAGGAUGGAGAAGUCCAUGAUACCGAGCAGAGAGUAAGCUAUAAGCUCAUACCUCCGGCUUUCAGAAUGUCGUUCGAGAAGAACAGUGCUCUUCUGGGGGAGAGGCAGCCGAGCCUUCACCGGCGCAGGGCAGAUGCGAAGCGUCCAGGAACAGAGCCCUGGGCGAUCUUUCGUUUCCAUUAUCGAACUGAAGAAGACAUUAUGAAGCGAAACCUGGUUAUGACGUAUGAUCCUGACAGCAAAGAGAAGACGGAACCGCGUAUUCUAUUGCUAGAUCCCGCAACCCCUCUGCGAUUAGGUGAAAAGCCGCUUAAGAACGACGGAGAUGCUUCGUCUCGAUCAUCAUCCCCAAUGCCUCCUGGUACACCUUCUACUCCAGUAAAAGGCGUACAGCCAGUUUCUGAAAUCUCCAUCCCCACCAAUAAGAAGCCUGGACUCAAAUCAAAGUCAAUCGAAACUACGAAGAUGGUUUCUCCUACAGACCAAGCAACUGCUACUCUCUUAGCGAAGUCUACCACCACAGAAGAAAGGAAGAUACCCACCAGCGGGGAUAUUGAUAGCGUCAUCUCUACCUCCACUGCCAAUAGCGGUAGUGAUGGUUUUGCCGACAAUGUCGUUGAUACAUCUUCUGAGCCGGUAGCUGACAAUACCACCAAAGUACCCAGCCUCCCAGAUCUCAAGACCAAACCCACAGGUGUACACUCAGAGACAUCCGCAAUCGCAGCCAGAGCGACGGUCACAAAGCUUCCGCAGUCGCCUGUUACUCCAGCCAAGAAACCAAUCGCAAAGCCAGCGCUUAUCAGCACCGCCACUGUCAAUGAUCAGAAGAAACAAGAUAGACCUCCCAGCGUAGCUGUACCGGUCAAGCGUCAUUCCCCCACUACAAACGGCGCAACACCCGAGCCGAAGCGUACGAAGGUCACCUCAACGUCACUUUCGCCUCCUGCCCAGCCUACAGUCCCACGAAUUCUCCCACGAUCAUCUACACCGAAGACCAUUUCGAUCGAGCACCAGCUUGCGGACCAGCGUAAGAAGCUCCAGGAAAUGCGCAAGAAGCGUGUAGAAAUCGCCAAGAAGCAGGCUGGAAUCGACGAGCAAAUGAGUCCGUAUAAGCAACGUAUGGCCGAGGAGCUGGACCGUCUCAGCCGAGAGAUGAUGGAGGAGGAGAGCGCAUAUACUGAGGAGGCAGAACACUACAGUGUUAGUGUCGAAAUUCUCCGGGAGUUCAAGAGGACGGAUGGUGGCCGGUAG
Molecule: messenger RNA, 1737 nt
Organism: Alternaria atra
Lineage: Eukaryota; Fungi; Ascomycota; Dothideomycetes; Pleosporales; Pleosporaceae
Exons: 4
Coding region: 1-1737 (578 amino acids)
Source: RefSeq, a predicted model, not a curated record